AUAAACAGACAGCUGACACCCCAUCCUUUCUGUGAUGUUAAUGUUCACUGUUGUUGCCCUUUGGCCUCAUAAACAGAGCUGCACCCUGUACUGGUUAUACCGGCAUAUUCCCCUCUUCUGUGUGCCUGUCACUGUGAUCGUUAUGCCCUGUUUUUACAUGUGUAUCACAUUAUAAGGGCAUGUAAUUAAUGGUACGAAAACCUCACUUUCCAUUGCAGAUAUUAUUUUUGUCCCGAUUCACUGCACUCAUAGCACUGGCGUUGUCCUGGAGCACAGCAGGAAGAAUGCCAGGGAAGCAGACAGGCAGAUGAACCGUGGUGCUUGAUUGUGACAUUCCCCCAUCUGAUGAGGUUCCUCUUUUUGCUGAAACUCUGGUGUUACCUCCUCUUUCACAGUGAUGAGGGGAUUGUAAGGCGUAGAGAGGAGGUGGAGUGGAGGGAGAUUUUAAUGUGAGGAGAGAGGAAGUCUGAAAGCAUGGGCUGGCACCAAGCAAUGAAAUGGACACUGUACAUGCUGGACGUUUUGAACAAGGGCAGAUUUACUGAAUUAUCAUCACUGACUGCAGCCGCCCGACUCUCCCUGCCAGUACAGAUGGCAGCCCCCCACCCCACCAAGAAAAAACUAACCACCAUAAUAUCAAUAGCAAAAUACCCUGAGGUUGACCACAUGAUCUGACGGGCUCGAAACAGAAAGCCACUUGAUGAUCUCAGAUUAUUUACUUUUUUUUUUAAGCAAAAAGUCCAUAUUUGGUCUGGGACUUUCUGGUGGUGAUAAUGACAGUUAAAAUGCAAGUCGGCUCCUGAAGCUUAUGGGAAAUCUGUGAAGUCUGACAGUACUCUUGGGAUAAGUUUUAAUGUAUCAUGAAAGCGAUGUCUACAUACUGAUCACGUAUAAUGUGUAGGCUGUCAGAUGGUGCGCAGUCACUGAGUACAGGAAUUAAAGCAAGGCUCCGCUGUGGACAGCUGCCACACAAAACCUUUCCAGAUCCAAAGCAACUGGCAGGAUUUAAACUGUUAGAAAUCAUUCAAAUCAUUCUGUUCAGACUGUGAAUUCACACAUGAAAUUUGUUUAGUCUGUAGUAACAUAGUACACAUAAAUGGGAAAAUUCCAGGUCGCAAUUGUGUUUGUACAAUAUGUUUUUCUCAAAGGAGAAUCAGUCAGACAUCUUGCUGGUUUGGAUGUUUUUUAAGAGAUAGACUUUGAAGUGCUGCCAAUGUCUGUCACUGAAUGAGUAGGUGGUCUGGUACCUGACUGAUUUUCCGAGAGGCUUCUUUUCACCCCUAAGUGCCCUAGAAGGUCCCUUCCAAUGAUGAUGCAGGAGGUCUCCCACUUAGAAAUGAGUCCUGGUAAAGAUGGGUGGAGGGUGUGUACCGUGUAGACAUGGGGUCUACAUUUCGGCAACGUGUUUUGCAAAAGCUCUUACGAGCAGUUCCAUGGGCGUCUAACCAACCACAGACUAUAAAGGGGCCUUUCUACAGAGAGCAGUAAACUGUGAUUGGCUGCUGGUCGGGGACCAUUAAACUUGCAGGGGCUCAGGCAUCACAGUGGUGAAUAGAUGCCUGUGUGUAGCUGGUUGACUGCGCCGAGCUGUCGAGAGGAUGGUCUCCUCCUCGUCUAUAUCGCCAGUGCUGCUGCUAUUGGUUGUGCACAUCAUCCCUGUCUCCCCCGUCGGAGAUGAGAGGUCCCCGGGGAAGAAUAGGAAGAGGGUCCCUCCCGUCUUACACACAGAGCCCCCAGUGCUGGACCCCAUCAAGGAGGCUUAUGCCUACUGCAACAUCCCAAAUCGCACAGAGCGAGGCUGGGAGGGCCACAGCCCAGCCGACUACGAGCUGCUGUCAGUCCAGGUGAUGAUUCGCCAUGGCGACCGGUACCCGCUCUACGCCAUUCCCAAAACCAAAAGGCCUGCCGUUGACUGCAUGCUGGUGCCCUACAGGAGCCCCUCCCACCCACUGCUGGCCACUUUUAUCAAUCACAUGUCUUGGGGAGGGCGUGGACGCUGGGACCCCACGUUGAGCGCCCUGCCCCGCCUCCCCAGUCACAGCAUGUGUGAGAUGGGGGAGCUCACACAAACGGGCAUCGUGCAACACCUGCGAAAUGGACAGCUCCUGCGUGACGCCUACAUGAAGCGGCACAGGCUGCUGCGGCCCGGCUGGACGGCCCGGCAGCUGUACGUGGAGUCGACGGGCAAGAGCCGCACGCUGCAGAGCGGCCUGGCUCUGCUGUACGGCCUGCUACCGGACUUUGACUGGGCCGAGGUGCUGGUGCAGCAUCAGGCCAGCACGCUCUUCUGCGGGGCUCACUGUGACUGUCCCGCCCGGAACCGCUACCUGGAGGAGGAGCAACGGCGGCAGUAUCGACUCCGCGUGGCGGACACCGAGCUGGACCGCACGUACGCGGACAUGGCGCGGAUGGUGGGCGUGGCCCCGCGGCAGCUACGUGCCGCCAACCCUGUCGACUCUCUGACGUGCCACCUUUGCCACGGCCUGAGCUUCCCAUGUACUGCGCAGGGCUGCCUAUCGCCACGGCAACUGGCCAUAAUCAAGCGGCAGCAGCUGGAGGAUGAGGAGGACCGGCGUCGCCAGGGGCUAUACCACCGCUACGCGCUGCUGGCUGCGCACCCCUUCCUGAACCGUACGGCGGGGUGCAUGCUGCGCGCUGCAGAGGGCCGCGAUGGCGGGGAGGCGCUGGCGGUCUUCUCGGCACACGAUGUGACGCUGGUGCCGCUGCUGAGCGCGCUGGGGCUGGCCAAGGCCCGCUUCCCGCGCUUUGCCGCGCGCCUGGUAUUCGAGUUGUGGCGGAUCCCACCGCAGCCCCGGCAGGAAGAUGGCAGCUCAGAGCGCCAGCGGCUGUUCGUGCGCAUACUCUAUGAUGGCGAGGACGUCACCUUCCAAACCGCCUUCUGCCAGUCUCGCGAGCGCCACCCUGGCCAGCCCCUGUGCCCCUUUGACAACUUCCUGUCGUUUGUUCGCAGGGAUAUGUUCAGGACCCUCAACGCCACCAGCUACCAGGAGGCCUGCCACAGGCGGCCCGUCUAACGGGGGUUACCUGUCCCCAAAGUGUCCCAACCUGUUACUUCCUUUUUGUCGCAGUAGCAUUAGCUGUGACUCACGCUCUAUUGCUACAAAAAAACCUUCUGUAAAGUCAUGAUUCUUCCCUUCAAAAUAUAAUUUUGUGUGCAUUACUUUGUGCAUGUGUGUGUAUAAUACAUACAGUGGUGGCCAAAAUUAUUAGAACACUUGCCAUUUUUAAGAGGUCUCAGUUGUUUUUGUUGAAGUGGCCAUUAAAAUAUCCAUAAAACGAAUGAAUUCUAAAAAGUCAUCAUCAUGCUGUAUAAACCAUAGAAUAGAGCCACCAUAAGGAAAUUUAGGUCAUGUUCCUUACAAAAAACAAGCUAGGCUUAUUUCACUGUCAAUGGCACACAAUCAUGUUUCUUCACAGAAGAAGCCAAAUUACUUGUUUAAUCACUGUCAGGUGUGAUCAUGGUUGCACUGAUGGUGAAUCAAGAGUCUUACAGCUGAGUGAUUCUUUUGAAUGUACAAGGUCUAUCCUGCUCAUUAAGUGAUUGGUAACAUCAGGGUUUGUCACUGAGGCCGACCACCAGUUGGUAUAAAUUCAAAGCCUCUAUUAGUAGUCCUGAAGCACAUGUUGCUCUUCUUUGAACAUAGCUAAGGUGAAGAAGGAGCUAACGAGUUCGAUUAAAGGCCCUUCUUGAUGCUGGCUGGAGUUACCGCCGCAUAGCCAAGGACUUGAGAUGCAGUCCAAGCACUACAAAGUACACUUUAGACUGCCAUGAUGCCCCCAAUUCACACUAGAACCGAAAGGGAAGAGGGAGGAAAAAGAAACUUUGAGACAGACAAAUGAAGCAUCUAAAAAUUUUCAGUCUUAAGGACAGAAGAAAGACCUCACGAGAACGGCGUGACGAGAUCAACACCACAAUGACUAAUGGUGCAUCAGUGUCCUCAAGAACUGUGUGUCGGAGACUGGGAGAAGAAGGACUUGUUGGCAGAAUAGCAGCAUAGAAACCAUUUUUGAGAGAGAACAAUAUAGUGAAAUGCCUGAAAUUUGCAAAAGAACACAAGAAAUGGAAAAAGGAAGAUUGGUAUAAAGUGUUGUGGACUGAUGAUUCCAAGUUUGAACAGUUCGGCGACAAGCAAAGAGUGUAUGUUUGACGGAGGAAGUGGGAGAGAUAUAAAAAGGAGUGUCUCUUGCCAACAGUUAAACACGGAGGGGGUAGUAUUAUGGUGUGGGGUGCUAUUUCAGCCUCAAGAACAGGUGACUUAGUGAAGAUUGAUGGCAUCAUGGAUAAGAAAGUAUACCACAACAUUCUGGUGAGGCAUGGAGUACCAUCUGAUAGUCAUCUUAUUGGGCCUGGAUUCAUUUUCCAAGAGUACAGUGACCCUAAACAUUCUUCUAACUAUUGCCGGAACUACCUGCGACAGGAGUAGUCUGCUGGAAUACUGAAAAUGAUGGACUGGCCCCCUCAAAGUCCAGACCUCAACCCCAUCAAGCAAAUUUGGGGCGAGUUGGAAAAUAACCUGGACAGAUCUAUUGUACAUUCAAAAGAAAGCCUUUGGCUUGAGUUGCAGAAGGCAUGGGAUAACGUUAGUGUUGAAGUUCUCAGGAAAUGCACUGACACUAUGCCAGAGAGAUGUUCAAUUUCAAUUUCAAAAAACUUUAUUUGUCCCCGAGGGGCAAUUUAAAAGGCAUAGAGGAGCAACGCGCACAAAUAACAGUAGUAACAUUAAACGCAACCGAUGACACACAGACACACAAUAAACUAUGAACAUAAUAAAUGACUUAAAGUACAGAGGCAAUAGUAUGCAUGAUGAUGAAAGUGGGGAAAAAAAAAAAAAAGAUGUGCUGCCGUAAUUGCAGCAAAAGGUGGACACAACAAAUAUUAAAGUUAAAAGUGGAUAAAAACAGUAGGACUCACUUCAUCUGAUAUUUGGUGUACUCAGCAAAACCAUCUGCAUAUUUCAUGAACAUUAUGAAAUGAAAUCAUGUUUUGGAGGCAAAAAAGGUCAAUAUUUUCAGAUCUGUCAGGUGUUCUAAUAAUUUUGGCCACCACUGUACAUACAUAUACGGCGUAUGUAAAUGACAUGCCAUGUUCAUUAAGUUAUAUAUGUUUGUUAGAUUAUAUUCAUAUAUGUCGUGUGUGUCACUAGUCACUUUGGAUUUUAAAAGGAAACUUCACUUUAAUAAUAACUGAACAGGGGACUUGUUUAAGCAAGACUCAUUUCUGAACAGACCUUGUGCCGUUUGUCAAGCCAGAGUUCAGCACUACUGAGAUUAAUCAGUAACUCGCAUGCAGGGUGAACAUGUGCUAAAUUAACAGUUAAAGGUUUUCUAUUACUCAUAGAUAAUCUGAUUUCCAGUAGAUGAUACAAUGUAAAUACCAACAUGGUGCUGUUUCAGGAGAUCUCCCGAAGCUUCUGCCACCUUUUGUGGAGGGAGUACUCAGAAGUGGGUUGGCAUUAAAAGCUGCGUUUAUUAACCUGGUCAGGUAAUUAAUGAGAUUUUAAAUAGUGGAAAACUGACUGUCCUCGGUGUGAUUUUUUUUGCACAAGUUGCCAUGGAAGCAGGGUUUGUUUACUUCUUCAGACACUAAAGGAAGGUACAGACGUUCCUCUACUGUAUAAAUGCAGAUAUUUUCUCAAGAUAUUUUCUAUAGGUGAAUUAGUUUUAAUACAUAUUUUAAGCAAAUCUAGUGUUGAACAUGAAGGUGUUUUACUAUUUUGCAAUUUGUAUGUGUCCAAUCUACAGAUGUUUAUUUUAGUGCAGUCAAUUCGUGAACAUUUCCCAGUAAAUAAAAGUUUAUGAAGGUCCCCCUGAUAAUUCUGCUAUUUUUAUGGCUGUACCAUCUUUCUAAUCAUAGUAUAGGGUAUGGUGUUUUGUAAACCAUGUUAUUACGAUUUAAAAAUCUAUACAUCGAUGUAUUUUGUGUGUACAAGGGUUUGCUGAGAUGAAAAAAAGGUGUAAAAUUUCAUAAUGUAUACUUAAAUAAAUAUUUUUUUUUCCAUAUUUAA
Paramormyrops kingsleyae is the source of this 6026-nucleotide messenger RNA. RefSeq names its product 2-phosphoxylose phosphatase 1 (gene pxylp1). Gene Ontology annotation, biological process: dephosphorylation; chondroitin sulfate proteoglycan biosynthetic process; glycosaminoglycan biosynthetic process. Gene Ontology annotation, molecular function: phosphatase activity. Gene Ontology annotation, cellular component: Golgi apparatus. The record is from RefSeq and is a predicted model, not a curated record. NCBI's taxonomy places the organism in Eukaryota, Metazoa, Chordata, Actinopteri, Osteoglossiformes, Mormyridae.